Molecule: messenger RNA, 1416 nt
Organism: Prunus avium (sweet cherry)
Lineage: Eukaryota; Viridiplantae; Streptophyta; Magnoliopsida; Rosales; Rosaceae
Source: RefSeq, a predicted model, not a curated record
AUGGCUGAUGCGCUCAUUUCCAUGCUGCUGGAACGGUUGGCCUCGACAUCUUAUGAAUACAUAGAAGGAGAGCUGAAACAUGUUUUGAACGUUAAGGAAGAUGUUGAGAAAUUCACUGGGACUCUGGAAGUUAUUCAAGCCGUGCUUGAGGAUGCAGAGCAAAGGCAAGUGAUGGAGGCAAGUGUCAAAAUCUGGUUGGAUAAGCUGAAAGAUAUAUCCUACGAGAUGGUGGAUGUGCUGGAUGAGUGGAACACAGACAUUCUCAAACAACAAGUUGAGAAGCAAGAAAGAGAAGGUGAUCCAAAUGCUCUUGUUACAAAGAAGAAGGUACGUUUCUCUAGUUUCUCCCGUUGCUUUUGUUUUGGCAAAGUCAGUCGGCUGAUUCUUCGCCGUGACAUUGCUCUGAAAAUAAAAGAUCUGAAUGAUAAGUUAACUGAGAUUUAUGAGGAAAGAAAAAAGUACCAGUUCCUACGCAAAGAAUUAGGCAUUCAACAACCUCAAAAACCUCAACGACCUCAAACUGCAUCUUAUGUCAAUAUGUCUGAGAUAUUUGGUCGUGAAAAGGAACAGAAUAUUUUGAUAACAAAGUUGUUGGGUGAUAGUAGUGAAGAAGAAAAGGGGCUCCUUAUCAUCCCUAUUGUAGGGAUGGGAGGCGUGGGAAAGACAACUCUGACCCAACUAGCCUAUAAUGAUGACCGAGUCAAAACCCAUUUUGAUAUGAGGCAAUGGGUUUGUGUUUCAGACCCUUUUGAUGAGAUUAAGAUUGCCAAAGCCAUUAUUGGUAAAGACGCCCCAAAUUCAAAUGAGUUGAAUGAGGUGUUGCGAUGUAUGUCUGAAUUUAUCCAUGACAAAAGUUUUCUCCUUGUCCUGGAUGAUGUAUGGACCGAUGAUCCUAAAAAGUGGGAACAAUUAAAGGUACCAUUAAUCCAAAGUGGUGCUGAAGGCAGCAGAAUAUUGGUGACCACAAGAAAACAUGAGGUUGCUAAAAUGAUGAGAGCAACAAGAAACAUGAUCAAUCUGGGAGGGUUGAGUGAUGAAUAUUGUUUGUCAAUCUUCAAUCACAUGGCCUUUUUGGAUAGGGUUGUAGAUGAGUCUAAGGCUUUUGAUGAUAUUAGUAAGAAAAUUGUAAGGAAGUGUAAGGGUUUGCCUCUUGCUGCAAAGACUUUAGGUAGUCUCAUGCAGAAUAAGAGAACAAUGAGAGAAUGGAAAGAGGUUUUGAAUAGUAAGAUAUGGGAUCUAGAGAAGGUCGAGCAAGAUGUUUUCCAACCCCUGUUCCUAAGUUAUUAUGAUUUGGACCCCACAAUUAAAUGUUGCCUUUUAUAUUGUGCUACUUUUCCUAAAGAUUACAUGUUUCAACGAGAUGAUUUGAUUAAACUUUGGAUGGGCACAAGACUAUGUUAUUUCGAAAGGGAAUAA